UAUGGAUUGUGAAAGAUUUGCUAGGCUCUAAAUAAAAAUAUUAUUACAAAUCCGAGCAACAAAGGAUAGAUUUUGCCGGACUCCUAUCGUCUUCCCCUCUUUCCACGAUUCAUAUCCUCUCCCGUUCAUCAAAAACCUAAUCCAGAGAAAUAAAAACCCAUAAAAGCAAUGAUUCAUGUAUUGAAAAUCAACUGAGCAAAAACCCAACUUGGAAACAAGUUUACAUCAUAGUGCCUAGUGGGACUGUGGGAGAGACCCAUUUUGGGUUUCGGAUCGAAGAGUUGGGGAUGGAGUGCGGACUUUAUGGGUUUUUACUUCUCCGAAUUAGGAUUAAAUACACCCCUUCCGUCUCUUCCUUCCCUACUAUCCCUGAUCAAUUCGUGGGCGACGCCGACGUGGAGCUUACACCGGAGAGCAACAAUCCUACCAAUGCCAACGAGGAGGAAGAAGAAACAAAAAAUGGUGAAGUUUUUGGAACUCUUAAUUAUUGUGGCACCGUCAUGAUGGUCCGGAAAAGCACCUAAGGGCGAGGCACCCCGUGGAGUACGCCAAAUACUCGGCGAAAAAGAAGGAACGACAAGAAGUGCAAACCCAAAUUUUUCAGUUUGCUAACAUGGGUAAGGUGGCCUUUUUGCUUAUAACGACGAGCGAAAUAAUCAAAAAAUGGCUAAAAUAAUUUGUAAAGAAAAAUUUGCCAUACAU
Molecule: messenger RNA, 702 nt
Organism: Cuscuta campestris
Lineage: Eukaryota; Viridiplantae; Streptophyta; Magnoliopsida; Solanales; Convolvulaceae
Source: the annotation of a GenBank genome assembly